GAAAAUAACCCAGCGGCGCUGAGCCAGCAAGAGGCUGCUGCUGUAACCUGGAAGGAAAUUACUGUCAUCGCAAAUAAACUUCCUGGGUUGUUCUGCAGCCGGGGCAGUGCGGAAGAGAAGCGGCAGCAGGAGAGAUGGGUUUGGCCAGCAGCGCAACUAGUAGGUUGUAGCUGAUGCCCAGGCUUCCUUGUAAUGAUGCCAUCACGUACAAAUCUGACUGCUGGGAUUCCCAGUAGCAAAGUUAAAUAUUCCAAGCUCUCUAGCACUGAUGAUGGAUAUAUUGACCUGCAGUUCAAGAAGAGCCCACCAAAAAUCCCCUACAAGGCAAUUGCACUGGCUAUUGUGCUCUUCAUGAUCGGGACCUUCCUCAUUAUCAUAGGAGCCCUCCUCUUGGCAGGAUACAUUAGCAAAGGCGGGACGGACCGUGCUAUCCCUGUGCUCAUCAUUGGGAUCCUUGUGUUUCUCCCAGGCUUCUACCACCUGCGCAUUGCAUACUACGCUUCCAAAGGCUACCGGGGCUAUUCCUACGACGAUAUCCCAGAUUUCGAUGAUUGAACCAUGUAUUUAAUAGCAUUAUAAUUAGGUUGGCGGUAAGAGCUGUUAGUUACCCUGGAUAUCAAAGAGGGCCUGUGAGAUGAAGCGUAUCAGUCAUGAGAUGUCAGUUCCUGGUUUUGAGGUGUUGCAGGUUUUUCGGGUGGC
Messenger RNA from Gymnogyps californianus (California condor), 699 nucleotides. RefSeq names its product transmembrane protein 230 (gene TMEM230). The transcript has 4 exons. Gene Ontology annotation, biological process: synaptic vesicle transport. Bases 193 to 555 code for a protein of 120 amino acids. NCBI's taxonomy places the organism in Eukaryota, Metazoa, Chordata, Aves, Accipitriformes, Cathartidae. Gene Ontology annotation, cellular component: synaptic vesicle; endomembrane system. The record is from RefSeq and is a predicted model, not a curated record.